AUGGCGAUGGCAGCGCAGAUGGGUGUCCAGACCGUGGCGGCGGCCAAAGUGGAGGACAGAGAGGGAAGAGACGGCCAGGGGGAGACCGAGAGGGAAGAGACGGCCAGGGGAGACCGAGAGGGAAGAGACGGCCAGGGGAGACCGAGAGGAAGAGACGGCCAGGGGGAGACCGAGAGGGAAGAGACGGCCAGGGGGAGACCGAGAGGGAAGAGACGGCCAGGGGGAGACCGAGAGGGAAGAGACGGCCAGGGGGAGACCGAGAGGGAAGAGACGGCCAGGGGGAGACCGAGAGGGAAGAGACGGCCAGGGGGAGACCGAGAGGGAAGAGACGGCCAGGGGGAGACCGAGAGGGAAGAGACGGCCAGGGGGAGACCGAGAGGAAGAGACGGCCAGGGGGAGACCGAGAGGGAAGAGACGGCCAGGGGAGACCGAGAGGGAAGAGACGGCCAGGGGGAGACCGAGAGGGAAGAGACGGCCAGGGGGAGACCGAGAGGGAAGAGACGGCCAGGGGGAGACCGAGAGGGAAGAGACGGCCAGGGGGAGACCGAGAGGGAAGAGACGGCCAGGGGGAGACCGAGAGGGAAGAGACGGCCAGGGGGAGACCGAGAGGGAAGAGACGGCCAGGGGGAGACCGAGAGGGAAGAGACGGCCAGGGGAGACCGAGAGGGAAGAGACGGCCAGGGGGAGACCGAGAGGGAAGAGACGGCCAGGGGGAGACCGAGAGGGAAGAGACGGCCAGGGGGAGACCGAGAGGGAAGAGACGGCCAGGGGGAGACCGAGAGGGAAGAGACGGCCAGGGGGAGACCGAGAGGGAAGAGACGGCCAGGGGGAGACCGAGAGGGAAGAGACGGCCAGGGGGAGACCGAGAGGGAAGAGACGGCCAGGGGAGACCGAGAGGGAAGAGACGGCCAGGGGGAGACCGAGAGGGAAGAGACGGCCAGGGGGAGACCGAGAGGGAAGAGACGGCCAGGGGGAGACCGAGAGGGAAGAGACGGCCAGGGGGAGACCGAGAGGGAAGAGACGGCCAGGGGGAGACCGAGAGGGAAGAGACGGCCAGGGGGAGACCGAGAGGGAAGAGACGAGGUUAUGAAGGACCCAUCUGAGGUGGACCCAUCUGAGGUGGACCCAUCUGAGGUGGACCCAUCUGAGGUGGACCCAUCUGAGGUGGACCCAUCUGAGGUGGACCCAUCUGAGGUGGACCCAUCUGAGGUGGACCCAUCUGAGGUGGACCCAUCUGAGGUGGACCCAUCUGAGGUGGACCCAUCUGAGGUGGACCCAUCUGAGGUGGACCCAUCUGAGGUGGACCCAUCUGAGGUGGACCCAUCUGAGGUGGACCCAUCUGAGGUGGACCCAUCUGAGGUGGACCCAUCUGAGGUGGACCCAUCUGAGGAGGACCCAUCUGAGGAGGACCCAUCUGAGGAGGACCCAUCUGAGGAGGACCCAUCUGAGGAGGGCCCAUCUGAGGAGGGCCCAUCUGAGGAGGACCCAUCUGAGGAGGACCCAUCUGAGAAAGACCAGAUGACCUGA
This is a messenger RNA of Oncorhynchus kisutch (coho salmon), 1527 nucleotides long. RefSeq names its product cilia- and flagella-associated protein 251-like. Lineage: Eukaryota; Metazoa; Chordata; Actinopteri; Salmoniformes; Salmonidae. The coding region runs from base 1 to 1527 and encodes 508 amino acids. The transcript has 3 exons. The record is from RefSeq and is a predicted model, not a curated record.